Molecule: messenger RNA, 3159 nt
Organism: Alligator sinensis (Chinese alligator)
Lineage: Eukaryota; Metazoa; Chordata; Crocodylia; Alligatoridae
Gene: SCLT1
Product: sodium channel and clathrin linker 1
Exons: 20
Coding region: 404-2332 (642 amino acids)
Biological process (GO): clustering of voltage-gated sodium channels; cilium assembly
Cellular component (GO): centriole
Source: RefSeq, a predicted model, not a curated record
UAUUAAGUCAUUUACUAUUACAAUAUGGAAUAAAAGUGAUGACACCCAAAAGAAGCUCCACAUGCAGUCACCGAAAAGAUGGGAGCUGGUACAAGGACUGGGCAAACCACAAGGGGCGCCAUCCCGGUUUCAUCUGCAAGCACGACGACAGGCACAAAGCUAAGUUCACGCCCGUCUCGCUGAGCAGAAUGGAGCGGAGGCAGUGCUGGGUAUAGGAGCACCCAGCUCUGUCCAUUGCUUCGUUCCAUAUUCACAACUCGGGUCUAGACGUGAAGCUCCAGACUGGCGGUUCUCGGCCUUUUCAGCCUCCAGGACCCCUUCUUCGGUCAGCCCCGAGCUUCCCCCGUUUUUUUUUUUACAACGGGAACGGAACAAAAAAAGUGCUCUUGGAGGUAACAACGUGAUGGAAUCUCAGGAGUCAGACCAAAGCUUGUCUCCUCUAGUUGCUGAACAUGAUAAACAUCUGGAAGAAAUGAGUGAACAGUUGCGAUUCUAUCAGGUACAGAUGGGCGAGAUGAGACUGAAGCUUGAACAAGUCAUCAAGGAAAAUGAAAGGCUGCAUGAAGAACUGAAGGAAGCUGUUGAGAAACAGUUAGAAACCCUUCCUCCUAGUACUUUUCUGGGAAGCGAUGUAUUUGCAGAUGAAGACAUAAUAAGAAACCUCCAAGACCAGUUACAUCUAGCCAAUCAAGAAAAAGAACAAGCACUAGAACUCUGGCAGACAGUAUCACAGGAACUAGAUCGACUCCAGCAGCAGUACCAGGAAUACAUGACUGAAACCCACAUUCACACGGUUGAAAGGCAAAAGCAAAAAGAUCAGCUGAAUGGCUUUCAACAACUAACUAAGCAACGUCAUUUAGCCAAUGAGAAAACAGAGUUGGCUAACCAGCAAUUCCUGAGAACACUAACAGAACAGAACGUGGAACUAGAACAGCUACGCAAACAACUGAGGCAAACCAAGGUAGAUGUGAGAACAGCAACUGCAAAGGUUGAUGAAAUGACCAAAGUGAUUGAGGAUCUUCAAUCUCAAGUGGAGAGAAAGGAAGAAGAUGUAGUAUCUGCUCGGGAGAGAGAGGAAGCAUCAGACAGACACUUGCAGCAACUACAGUCUAGCAUAAAACAAUUAGAAACAAGACUUCGUGUAGCCACUCAAGAUGCCGAACAAUUGAAAACGGCAAGAACAGCCCUUGAGAAGCAAGUUAGAGAGCUACAGGCAAAAUGUUCACAUCUCGAAGAAGAGAAAUAUGAUGCUAUCGUAAAAGUCCGAGAUAGCAUGCAGCUCUUAGAGGAAGCUAAUCUACAAAAAAAUCAGGCCUUGUUUGGAGAGAAGCAAAAAGAAGAGGAAAUAGAAAAUAUGAAAGAAGCAGUUUCUCAACUUGUACAAGAUGCUGCUGCGAGAACUAGAAAGGAAGUAGAAGCUGCAAGGAAACAGUACAAUAUACAGAUUUCUCGACUAUCAGAAGAACUUACUGCUCUCCAAAUGGAAUGUGGAGAAAAGCAGAGUCAAACAGAACGGGCUAUUAGAGAGAAGCGAGCAGUGGAAGAAGAACUCGAAAAGAUAUACCGUGAAAACCAAGGAAAUGAAUAUGAUUACAGAAAACUAGAGGAACUGCAUCAAAGAUGCCUAAGAGCAGAAAGUGCAAAAGAUGACCUUCAACUGAGUCUGCAGUCAGCACAAAACAAAAUGAAGUAUCUGGAAAUGAACUCUGAGGAAGCGAUAUCUCGUUGCCAGGAAAUGGUUCAUAAGUUGCAAAGCAUUCUGGAUUCCGAAAGAGAAAAGUCUGGUUGUGUCAGUGAACAAAGGCUACGACUACAGCAAGAAAAUGAACAGUUGCGAAAAGAAAUAGAGGACUUGAAGAAAUUUGCCAUGGAGGCACAAAAAAAGGCUAAAUUCAAGAUAAGCACAAUGGAACAUGAGCAUUUAGUGAAAGAGCACGGAUUUGAGGCCCAACUGAAAGAGCUAGAAGAUGCUAACCAAAAUUCCACUGGUGAACUGAGACGUCUUUUGGUAGCUCAGCAAAAAGCAACAAACCGGUGGAAGGAAGAAACAAAGAAGCUGACAGAAACAACAGAGACCAGGAUCAGUAACCUGAAAAGUGAGCUAUGUCAACAAAAACUUCACACUCAAGAGCUGCUUUCUCAGCUGGAAAUAGCAACUGAAAAGGUAAUAGAGAAUGAAAAAUUAAUGAUAGAACAUGAAGAAAAAGUCAACAGGCUUCAAAGACGGCUAAGCCAGGCAGAGCAGAGGGCAGCCACUGCAUCUCAACAGCUCAGGAUGAUUGCCAUGCAGAAGAAAAAGUCUGCCUCUGUGAUGGAUCUGGAAAACAUUUAAAAAUAUGCAUUGUUCAUUUACAGCGUUUAAGAGUUGGGAAAACCAUCAGAGAAGCACAGUACUGGAUCACUGAAGUCUAUAGUGCAUCAUGGGGCUUGUGGAAUUUGCAUUAACAUUUUCCUUUCUGUUUGGACAAGGAAGAAUGAAGCCGAACUGUAGCUUCCUCACAAUAAAUACACACAAGAGAUUGGAAUACAACAAAUGAGCACCAAUGUAACAGGGAACAAUUUCAGAAGUUAAUCACCUUCAUUAAUGUAUAAAAUAAAACAAAUUUACUAUAGGGCAGUGUUUCCCAACCAGUGUGCCGUGGCACAAAAGCGUGCUGUCAGAAAUGAACAGGUGCGCCAUGGAAUUUUGCCAUGGCAAUGAGCUACAAUAGGUAUGAGGGUGGGGAAUGCCUUAACUGGUGCACCGUAGAAAUUUUUUUUUUUUAAUGCAAGCGUGCCUUGGGCUGGAAAAGGUUGGGAAACACUGCUAUAGGGCUUUGGGGAUUUAUUUCAUUUCUCAAAAGCAAGUGCUGCAAUCAUGACAAAGUAUUAAAGAAAUGCCUACUGGUUCGUCUAAAAACACCUUUAUUCUGUACAUAGUUGUAUUGAAUUUUAUAUGACAGCGUUUCUUAACGUAAUAAACUGAAUUUUCUGAACAAAUUCUUGUGCGUGAGAAGGAAUGUGCAGCACCUUCUCUGAAUUAAGUUGAGAAAUCACCUUUCAUUUUCAGUUAGUAGGUGCAUAUGGGUGAUAGUUUUGCAUAUCUGUUCUGCCUCCUCUUUUUGAACUAUUCAGUAUCUUUAGGUGACUACUUCUGUGCUGUCCAUGGAAAAUAAUAAA